AUGGCCCCUCCACCUGCGCAGUUUGGGGAUAUCGCCGCCUACGCCCACAACAUCAUGGAAGCAGAAGAUGUCUACAACAAAGUUUUCGGAAUGGGACUCUACCAUUCCCGUGACCUCGGAUUUGUCCCUACCGUUAUCGACAUCGGGGCACAUAUCGGGAUGUUCACGUUGUAUAUCAAGAACAAAUACCCGCACGCAAGGAUCCUCGCAUUCGAGCCUGCGCCCCAGACCUUCGAGACUCUGUCUAAGAACCUGGACUUUCACUUCCAUUCUGAUGUGGAAGUGCACAACGUCGCCUUGGGCUCCGAAGAAGGGACCCAGACACUCACGCACUUCAAGCUGGCCCCGUAUUACUCGACCUUGUACGAGAAGACGUGGGAGGAACUGUGUGACCUAAUGGGUGCAGGAGCUGCUAGACAGACAUGCGACCACCGGGAUGAAAAUGUUUCUGAGGUAGACGUCCCUGUUCAACGCCUGUCUCACUUCUUGCACAACGACCCCAGCAUCACCCGGAUUGACCUGCUGAAAAUGAACGUCGACGGGGAGAUUGACAUCUUGCGUGGCGUGGAUGAUGAGCACUGGGAUAUGCUGCGCCGUGUCGAAAUCAAGGUCUUCUCCAAAGAUCCUGAAGCUCCAGCUGAAAUCGAGCAGUUCUUGAGGUCAAAGGAAUUCGAUGUUCUUAUUACGGAGGAUGAUCGCGACCAUGAUAUCUUCAUCAUCAGGGCUAUCCGUCUUGAUGUCCAGAAUUCAUCUUGGUCUGAAUGA
Molecule: messenger RNA, 765 nt
Organism: Aspergillus steynii IBT 23096
Lineage: Eukaryota; Fungi; Ascomycota; Eurotiomycetes; Eurotiales; Aspergillaceae
Product: methyltransferase FkbM
Exons: 1
Coding region: 1-765 (254 amino acids)
Source: RefSeq, a predicted model, not a curated record